Messenger RNA from Sander lucioperca (pikeperch), 5626 nucleotides. RefSeq names its product storkhead-box protein 2-like. The coding region runs from base 1125 to 4103 and encodes 992 amino acids. The record is from RefSeq and is a predicted model, not a curated record. Gene Ontology annotation, biological process: positive regulation of transcription by RNA polymerase II. Gene Ontology annotation, molecular function: DNA-binding transcription activator activity, RNA polymerase II-specific; RNA polymerase II transcription regulatory region sequence-specific DNA binding. Gene Ontology annotation, cellular component: nucleus; cytoplasm. The transcript is spliced from 4 exons. Lineage: Eukaryota; Metazoa; Chordata; Actinopteri; Perciformes; Percidae.
AGAGUGAGUGCAGACAGGCGAGCAGCAGGCAGAAAGAGAGGCGAACAGACGAACGAGAAGACAAAGGAGAAGCAGAGGCAACGCUCGCUCUGCUCUGGAUUAACCCUUUCUCCUCACUAAAUGUUGCUUUUUGUGGAUUCCUCUUUUUUAAACCUCUUCCAUCAUCCCUCUGCUGAGCCAUGGUACACUGUCUCUAUCUCUCUCUCUCUCUCUCUCUCUCUCACACACACACACACACGCCCACAGUUUUUUUUCUCCAGAGGAUCAACUGCUGGUGUGUGUGAACGGGGUCCUGGAGGAAUAAUCACGGAUGGAUGGAGGUAGAAGGGAGGAGUGUGUCUGCUUUUCCCAUGGAGAUUGUGUCGUUCUCUCUCCUCCUUGUGCUGGCUGAGCAGCCUCUUUCCUCUCGCUGUCUUUUGUAUUAGCGCCCCCUCCCUCACUCCCUCCCUUCUUCUUCCCUCCCUUUGCUGCAUGGGCUUUUGUCUAUCUGACAGGGAUCCAGGCUUGUCUUUUCAGCGCUCUCCCUAGCCUACCCCCUUUGACCGACUCAAAAAGUACCGUCAACUCAUUCCUCAGGCUUCUGCUUAAGCUUAGACCAAACGAGUCUGACACCGAGCAAAGGCACCAGGCUAGGCUAACUGCUAGCCACUGGAGUGGUGUAGACAACCCAGCUUGUCACUGCUAAGUGUGUGUUGUGGGUGGUGUGUGUGUUGUGGGUGGUGUGUGUGUGUGUGUGUGUGUGUGUGUGAGAAUUCAUACAUUACAGCAGAAGCAUUAGCUUACAGUUGACCAGUCAUUCCAUCGUGGAUUUGGUGUAGCCCGAGAAGGAAAGAGAGGUGUGUAUGCAGUUGGAGGUGACAGUGACAUGACCAUGAGAAAGUCUGGCCAACCCAGGACAGGAAUUCUUUAUUUCACAACAUGGUUAUUUUUUUGAUUUUCAUUUGGCGAUUUAUUAACACUAACGCUUCAGAAUGGAAUUUACGUGAGGAACUGGGACCUUGCAGCCCUGGGACAACCAUUUGGCUCAAAUAUUCAGAAGUUUGCUUGUGGAUAAAAAAAAAAUAUUUUUGACUUAGUCUUUUGUAGAUAGAUUCACUAUCUGUCCGCCACCCAGCGUGGUGAGGAUGAAGAAGACCAGCAGCCGCACGCUCGGGCGGGCAUGGCCCAGCUCUGAACUGUUAGAGCGCCUUUUGCCACCAGCAGCCUCCGUAGAGCCUCACAGGAGCCGACGCUCUCGCAGUGAGAAGGACUACAGAAUCCACAAACACAGCAAGAGGAACCACUACCCACCACUGUAUCUGUGUCAGAGUCCGCCCGCCUACAUACACACAGGUGAUGUGUCGCCAAUCAGUAUGUCCCCCAUCAGCCAAUCCCAGUUCAUCCCUUUGGGAGAGGUAUUGCUAUUGGCUAUCUCUGCUAUGAACUCCGCCCACAAGCCUGUCACUCAGGAGGCCCUAACUGAACACCUGCAGACAUGUUUUCCAGGUGUUCCCACACCAACGGAGGAGGUUCUGCACCACACGCUAGGCAUGCUGGUCCGUGAGCGGAAGAUCUACCCGACACCCGACGGAUAUUUUAUUGUGACCCCUCAGACUUACUUCAUCACUCCGAGCCUAAUCCGAACCAGCUCCAAGUGGUACCACUUAGACGAGCGAUCUGCUGACCGACACCAACAGCCGCAGCAGCAUCAGAACCAGCAGCAGCAUCAGCAGACGCAGUGCACCUCCCCUCUCUCUGGCACCAUCACCCCGUCCACCUCUGGAGCCGUGCGAGAUCGAACACACCCAAAGUCCAGCCAGAACCACAGUGCGGGAGGCGGAGGAGGUGGGGAUUCUUUUUACAACAACAGUUACCGUGGAGACGACCCUCCCAGCCACCACACCACCCUGCAGCGUCGAUCUCCCAAGGACCACCGGGAGGCGUACUCGUCCCCGCACUCCCCUCAAACACCUCCUCAGCAAGCAGGAGGCAACACAGAAAAGAGUCGCAGCACCCUUGGGUUCCCCUUCAAGACGGAUACGCUCACCAAGCACCGAAGCGGGGGAGUAGGAGGAGGGGGAGGGGGAGGGGGAACAGGAGAGACAGAGAAACAAGCAGGCGGGGGAAGUGGUACAGGAAGUCGGAAAUUUGGUUUAAAGCUGUUUCGUCUGAGCUUUAAGAAGGACAAGGCCAAGCAGCUGGCCACCUUCUCUGCACAGUUCCCCCCUGAGGAGUGGCCGCUCCGCGACGAAGAGGCGCCCAGCCAGCUGCCACGCCACGUAGAGAUGGAGAUCAUCCGCAGAAUCAACCCUGAUCUCACUGUGGAGAACCUCGCCCGGCACACGGCGGUCAUGAAGCGCCUGGAAGAGGAGCGUGCCCAGAGGAGCAAAGCGUCGUCUGCCAAUCAGAGCUCCAGGAGUAGGAGAAGUGGGGGGAGACACAGGAAACAGUCUCAGACCAAACUCAGCCGCUCACAUAGCAAGACGAGGGCGUCCCGCGGUGAGCCAAGCGACGGUUCCCACCUGGAGCUUGCCGACAGGGACUACAGAGCCUACUCGUCCUCGCUGGCUCGGUCACCGAGGGAACACGCCCUGGCCAUGGAGCGGCAACGGGCCCGCCUUCACCUGGCACACAGCAACCCCAACAUCCUCGACUCCUCCCACCUGCCUGUCACGCCAGAGUGGGAUGUGUCCGGAGAGCUUGCCAAGCGGCGCACCGAAAUGCCUUUCCCCGAGCCAAGCCAUGGCCCGUCAGCCCACCACUCCAAAGUCCACCGCUCCCACUCCCACACCCAGGAGAGGAAGUCCAGGAACGAACGCAGCGACAAGGCCAAGGAACGCUCCAGAUCCAUGGACAAUUCUAAAGGACCACUUGGAGCUGGGUUGAUUGGACCACCCGAUUAUUACGACGACCGGAGCCGUUACUACACUGACGAUGGCACCCUGCGAGCCAAUCAGAGCUCUUCUCACUACUCUCGAGCCACCCCACCCUCAGCCAAACUGCCUGUGGAUUCUCUGGGGCUGGAUGGUGGCAGGAGUUUAGAGAAGAGUAAGAGCAGGGACAGCCUGCCGGCAUACUCGCCCAAACCACUGCUCGCCGCCGUCCCUCCUGAUGAUUACUUCCAAUGCGCCGGUUCCUCCGAGGCUGCUCUUACAGCAGCAAACCCAAUGGGAACUCUAGGCAAAAGUAGCCACGAUGGAUUAAAACUAGGCAGCGCUGACAGGCAAACGGACAGACAGACACCCCAUCCUCUAGAAAAUAAGGAGGACUUGUCAAAGGUGGGACCUAAAGGUGGCAGCCUGCCUCCAAUACCCCUCUCUAUCCCUGACCCACCACUUCCUAAUGGACGCCCUCCCCACAGUGCCUCCUCUGUUCAGGAGAAACGUAAGGAGAUCUUUAGUAAAGACACACUCUUCAAACCUCCUCCUAGCCUCCCUUUGCCCGGCUACAGCUCCCUGAGAAAACCCCCAGCCCUCGCCUCCUCUAAUCUGUCCUCGUCCUGUGAUGCACUUGAUUCCCAGGAGGCCUUUGACGCUCCCAAACCUCUAGUGGCUACACCGUCCGCUCCCCCACAGGGGAUCGAACCCUCUACCAGCGCCGCAGAGGCUUCCUUCGACUACUACAAUGUCUCAGACGACGACGAACUGGAGGAGGGGGGGACUAAAAGUCGAGGAGAGGACGAGAAGGCUGGAGGAGGUGUUGUUGGGAUGGGAGGAGGCGGAGCAGGGACCAUGCAGUGGCUGUUGGAGAGAGAGAAGGAAAGGGAUCUACAGAGGAGGUUUGAAAGAACCCUCACCUUCCCUGGUGCUAAAGAGAACCUUCCAGAGCCCAGUCAGAACCAGCAGUCAGCCCACUCUGCUCGACUGGACAGCAUGGACUCCAGCUCCGUCACCGUCGACAGUGGAUUCAACUCCCCACGAACAAGGGAGAGCCUAGCGUCCAACACCUCUUCCAUCGUGGAGAGUAACCGUCGACAGAACCUGGCGCUGAGUCCCGGGCAUCUCGGCAUCACUACCGGCACGGGACCCCCCUUCUCCUUUCGCGCCAUCCCAGAACCUUCCGGCACCCAACCAGAGAAACUCCAGAAGCCCAGCGCUUGCCUUGCGUCAAUCACCAGCGUCUAGGGGCAGAACUAAGGGCUGGGCGGAGCGCCAAGAGAGCCAGUGGAGAGGGGCCAGAAAAGUAAAAAGCCCCCCCCCACAUCCCUCUGAGGACUGUUACAUCUUUAGACUGACUGAAUCAGUGGAGCUGCCACAGGCCCACUGUGGAACUAUAGCUAUUAACACGCACUCGCACACACACACACACACACACACACACACACACACACACACACACACACACACACACACGGACAGAUACACGGACAGAUACAAACAGAGAAAUUUAGACCACCACGAAACUGCUCUCUCUUUCUCACACACACACAAACAUAAUACACACCAGGCCACUGGGCAGACUCUGACCAUGUCAUUCUACAGCCUCUAGUUUACACACUGCUGUUGUGUUGUUUCACUUUCACGUGGGUUCUAGUGUGUGUGUGUGUGUGUGUGUGUGUGUGUGUGUGUGUGCGUGUGCGUGUGCGUGUGUGUGUGUGGGCUAUGUUUGUAUAAUCUGUAAUCUCAGGUCAUGUUAUUUCCACUCUCAUUCCAGCUGCUCCAGAUAAGCGCAUCUCCCUCUAGUGGUGUCUCCUGGUAUUACACACUGAAGAGAUGCAGCUCUGCUGACUACUGUUACUGAUGGUACACACAUUCUCACUGAUCCAGCUACUCACUUGUCUCCGUUAGGCUCUUCUCUAAAUUCACCACUGGCGGACACCUUGUAAGGUGCAGUGCCACAAAAACAAUGGCAACGAAUACCCUUGACCAUCACUCCAAAGUGCAUCAACAAUGUGAGGGGGGGGGGUUAGACAGUCAAAUGAGUAACCUGGGCUGUUUUUUACUCUAACACUGUAGAAUGAAGCUGAGCAGUUCCUGUAUCUGUUGGAUGCCAUGAUGCCCAUUUCAAACUGCCUGAACACUGUGGUCUCCUCCACUGUUGACAGAUUAUAUGGACAGCCUGAGGUGUAGCUCCAGGGAUGAGAUUUUUGAUUACAGAUAUUCUCCCAUUUUUUUUAUUUUUAUUUUUUACGUUGCCCCUCAUGUCCAACUGGAUGCAGCUGCAUCAUGUUUCCGCUUUGUCGUGGCUGCUGCAAACAAUCCUCUGCCAUUUCCGGGCCAGUGUGCCAAUGUCCGCUGGACACAUGUUCUCUUCUCCACUCCACUAUCGCAACUGGCUGUAACGGAAUAAGAGAAGUAUGAAAAUACACUAAAUAAUAAGAAAACACUGGAUAGCUGUCAGGGCCACCGUAAAUAAGACUUUAUUGAUCCCUGAGAGGGAGUCCACGUUAACAGCAGCACAGAGACAGACUGAGAGGUAAGAAAACAAAUAGAGAACUAUUUAAAGAAAUAAUAAAAUAUGAAUACGACGCUUCCGAUUCGCAGUCUCGUUUUCAGCAGUUAAGGGGAAAGUUAAGGGAAACGUAACUUGGCAUUGCUCAGCGACAGAUCCUCCGUUUUUUGAUCCUCUUACUGUAGUGAAAGCAAGAUUUUAGGUAAAGCAACCCACUUUAAAAUUUGUGAAAGCUUUUUCUAUUUGUAAAAAUAAA